ACAGCUGUAGUUGAUUUAGUGAAAUACCUUUCUCUGAUAUAUAACAUUGAAAUAAAUUUAGAUGAUCAACUUAUUUGGAAUUAUCUUUAUUUUUAGGAGAAUAUUUACACAUUGGGAUAUUAUGAAAGAUUGGAAUAAACAUGUUACAAAUAAUAUGACUACCAUCGAUUGAAAUGUAUAUUCAUAGAUGUUUAAUCAAUGUAAUUGUUAUGACACUGUUAAGUGUAAAUGCUCAAAAUGAAUUGAAUCAAAUUGAUUCACCUACCAUUAUUGAUAGUUUAACAUUUCCUUUAAUAAUAGAUGAUAUAGAUGUAGAAAAUAAACCAUUAAAGUUUCCUAUCAAAGAACAAAUAACACCAAAAAAUGUAUAUCAUACAGAAUCAAUUUCUGUGAAAAGAAGAAAUUCCAAUCAAUCAAUUGAUAAAUCUAAAUAUUUUGACAAAUCAACUGUUGGAAAUGAAUUUAAUUAUUCAAUUUUUGAUGUUGGUGAAUCAUUAUGUCCAGAUGUUUAUUGUUAUGCAAAGCGUUUAUCUCCUACAGAUGAAUUAACAUUUGAUUGUAAAAGUAAAUCGUUUGAAGUUACUAAUGAAGAUACAAUGAUUGAUUGCCAUUAUUGGCAUGUACCGUCACCAGGUGCAGAUUCUAAUCAACAGCGUCAAUCUAAACAGCAUGGAAAAGGGUAUGAUUUACGGAUUGUGUUAAAACCAUCCACAAUAAGCGCUGAUGAUUUAUCUUCAAAGUCAAAUAGUGCUUCAAGAUUACGAAUUAGUCAUUUAAAACCAGGAGUAUUAAAUUGGAUUAUUGAAACAGUUCGACUAAGUUUGAAAAUGCCUUUAAGUCCUGUUCAUUUGACAAUUUCAUUUAUUUAUUUCAAACGUCUUGGACGAGACGAUUUAGGCAAUCUAGCAACAAAAUCACGUGUAACACACUUAAGUUUAUGGAACCCUUUCAAUUGGGAUGAAGAUAGUUUUAUACCUAAUACAAAUAAAACAUCGGAAUCAUCAAAUAAUGCAGGUUAUUUAGUCGAAGGUCCGCCUUAUUUUCGUCUUUCUUUGUUUUGUGACUAUGAAAAUCAAAACCCUUCGUUUAGACGUUUAUGGUUCCCAUGGAAAAGUUGGCAACUACGUCUUACUCACUGUCCCGAUCUCUAUAUUUGUUGGCACUGGCGCAGUAAAUAUCCUAUUUGUGAUGUAAAACAAUCGAUUGACAACCCUGAGAAACUGUUGAAGUCCUUUAUACCAUCUUAUUUGAUCUCACCUAAGUCAUUAAUCAAUUCACCCCAGUCAGUAAAACAAGAGACUGGUAUGCAAAUAUUAUAUGAUAACCAAUGUUUAAGUAAUCCCAAUCAAACAAAUCUUAUUAGAGAUUUAAAAAUGAACUAUCCUAGUCAAUGUUUACAAUCAUAUAAUGAUAAACCAGCAACAGAUAUUCAUGCAAGUAAGACUAUUUUACAACAGACAACAGAAAUACAAACUACAACUACAACAAUGGCUAUAAUACCUACAACUAUAAACAUAACAACAACAACAGCGACAAUAGUAAGCAGUACUCCUAGAACGUCGUUAACGACAACGACUAUUACCACACCAUUAAUGACAACAUCUAUACGUCCCACUAUUACUUCACUGUCUACGACUUCGACUUCUGCUACUUCUACUACUACCAGUACUACUACUGGAAAUCAAACAAAUCUCAUGAUAAAACUAAACAAAACUACAAACCUCAUAAAAUCAAUAUUAAAAAUGAAUACUACCAAAAUGUAUCCAAUUGAUUAUUCAAUGAAUCAAUCAAAUAUUUGGUCACCUAAUCAUAAAGAAAUGAAUAUUUUAGAUCAAAAAUCAAAUUAUAAUAAAACCAUUUCAAUUGUAUUCAAUCAAGAUAAAGAUGGUAUAUCAAUGGAAUAUUUAACAAAUGGAUUAAUUCUAUUAGCUAUAUUAAAUAUUAUAUUAAUUAUUUGUUUUAUUAUAUUAAUAUUAUGGAUACGGAAAAGAAUUCGAAAACAUUCAAAAAAUCAAUUUUAUCAAGAUUAUAUGACUGGUCGUCAUAGUAACUAUACAACGAAUAAUGAUAAUAAUUAUCCAUUAUUAAUAUCAACUAGAUCAGGUUCAUAUUUAUUUGGAUCUCAAUUGAAAUUAAAUCAACGUCAUAAUUCAUUUCCUAAUAAUAAUUCUUCAUUUAAUUCACAAUAUUUUAAUACAUUUUUACCAAUAUCUACUUAUAAAACUACUAAUAAUAAUCAUAGUCAACAAUUUUUAUUAGGUCGAUCAAUAUCAUAUUCAAGUAGUAUGUGGAAUGGAUCGUUAAGGAAUGGCUUAAACAAUAAUAAUAAUAAUAAUAAUAAUAGUAAUAAUAGUAAUGGUUAUCAUAAUGGAAGAGUAUCAUUAGCUAAUAGAUUAGAUUUACAAAAUAGUAAACGUAAUUUAAACGAUUCAUUAAAUGGUCUUUCAAUUGAAUUGAAUCAACAACUAACAUCAAUUCCAUAUAGAAAUCGAAAGAAUCAUCAAUUAAUCAAUCUUCCAUUACUUUAUCAUGAUAAAGAAAUAAAAAAAUCAUCUUCACAAACAUUAAUUCCACCAUUCAUUUCAUCAUCAUUAUCAUCUUCAUCAACUGCUGUGAAUACAACAGAAAUGAAUGAACAAAAAGAAAGAGAAUAUAAAUAUAUGUAUAAUUCAAGAAAUCGUCUUUCUAGUAGACAAUCAUCACCAGCACCAUUACGUGAAAUUAAAAAAUCACCAGUUAUUAAUUAUCGUAGAAAUAAAAGAAAAUUAGGUCAUGGUAGACCACCAUUAGCUUGUUCUGUCAGAAAACCGCAUACAUUAGUUAUUGAAGAUAACAGUCAAUGGUCAGAAGAUUUUAAAACAUCUUUACAUGAAUUAUAAUGAAUAAUGUCUGUAGAUAAUAUUGUAUACAUUCAUAUAUCUGAAUAUAAAAGAUCUAUUGCACAAUAUCGUGUAAACAGUCAACAGCAAAACAAAAUUUUUAGUUCAUUUAAACCAACACAUCUAUGAAAAAUACGAAUCAUGAAUACACUUUUUCUCUUUUUUUCUCUCUCUUUUACUUAUCACCUUACAACAACAACAACAACGAAAGAAGAAACAAAUUAAAUAUUUCGUGAGACUAUAAUUUAUAAACGAAUCAAUCACACAUCAGAUAACAGGUCUCAGAUUUUGGCGCGAAAUUUAUUUUUCCAUUUGACUAAAUAGAGUUUCAGCAUUAUAACUGAUGUCAGUUUGUGAUGAAAACCUUAAAUCUAAAUUUCUAAUCCUAACCAUCAAUUAUAAAUCAUAAUUCGAAUUCUUUACACUAAUUUAUAACCACCAUCAUUUGGUCUUAGUUACCAUGUGGACACUCUCAAAAUCAGUCUAUCAUCACUUAAAGGAUUUCCAUAAAUUAUAGUUUUAUCAAAUAUUCUAAUAGACUAUCAAUAUUCUUCAUAUUCUUAUGAAUAAAAUAAAACUCCAAAUUUAUUUCUAUUUUUUUUUGUCUUCUUUAAGAAAAAAAAGAGAAAAGAAUAAAAGAAAAAAGAAUAAAAAAAGCAAAAAGAAAAGAAUUUUAUGUUUACAUUAAUGAUAUAACUUUCAAAUGAUUAUUAUUUUGAAAGAAAAACAAACAAAUAAACAAUGAAUUAUAAGUAUUCAUUAGUUCAAUUUAAAUCUGUAUCCAUAAUGAAUGACCUUGAGAAAUUAGAAAUAUUUAAAAUUUGAAUUUAUUAUUAGUUUAAUUAUUUCAAAUUUUGUUUAAGUUUUAUUUUCAAUUUUCAUUAUUGUAUAUUAUAAUUCUUUAAAUUAUGAGAUUGCUUUAUACCUUUCUUUCUUUACUAUCUAUCUAUCUAUCCUUAUAUACAAUCAUUCAUUUAUAUAUUACUAUGAUCAUUGAAGUAACUAUUUCUAUGAAUUCGAUGUUUAUCUUAUUUGUAUUAAUGAAGUAAUGAGGUAACUUGGAUCAAUGGAUAUAUGGGCUUGAUCCUAUAUUGUAAUUUAUUGACUGUAUAUUUAUGUAUAAGGAGAGAAAGAGAGGCGGGGGAGGGGGAAAACAAGAACAAUCAACAUUAGUUAGUGUUUAUGUUUUUUCUUUUAACUAGUAUAUAUAUAUAUAUAUAUAUUUUCUCAUUAUGAUAUAAGUUGGAAUAAAUGUUUACAAGUUAUGGGAAUGAUAAAAACAUGAAACUAAAGUUUUAGGAGUUUUCUCCUUACCCCCCCCCCCUUGCUAAUUAUUUUUUAAAGAAAUGUAUUUAAGAAAAACAUUGAAUUUUGACUUAAACAAACUGAUGAUUGUUUAUUUAAUUGGAAGAAUUAAAGUUAGUUUAUAAUGAAUGUAAUAUACUUUGAA
Schistosoma bovis is the source of this 4329-nucleotide messenger RNA. NCBI's taxonomy places the organism in Eukaryota, Metazoa, Platyhelminthes, Trematoda, Strigeidida, Schistosomatidae. The record is from the annotation of a GenBank genome assembly.